Entrophospora candida is the source of this 1395-nucleotide messenger RNA. The record is from the annotation of a GenBank genome assembly. Lineage: Eukaryota; Fungi; Glomeromycota; Glomeromycetes; Entrophosporales; Entrophosporaceae.
AUGAUUUUAAUGACAUUAAAAUGCCUUAGAUCUGGUGGAAUAACAUUUUUUGGUGGUGUGUCAGUUUUAGUUGCUACAAUGAUUGGACCAGGUCUAAUUACAAUUCCAUUAUUGUUUCAAUCAGCUGGAUGGUUAACAUCAAUCUUAAUGUUUAUAUUGGCAAUAUUUUUAUCAACUACUGCUUCACUUGUAUUAUGUGAAGUGUUAAGUUCCAUACCUGGUAACGAAAAAUUUCAGUCUCUUGAUAAAAUGUUUAUAAAAUUCGCAGGGAAAAGUUGUGGCAUUGAAUUGUAUCCAAAUUUGUUCAAGGCUAUUUGUGUUAAUGAGUUGACUUCCGAACAGAACAGUCCGUUCGGAUCAAAUUAUAUGUUGGUUACUUUUGGAUUAUUGUUAACAUUUGGAUUUGUUAUACCAAUGACAUUAUCAAGUUUAUCUGACAAUGCCAAAGUACAAAUAUUGGUAUUUAUUGUUAAUGGAUUAAAUCAUAAUAAUGUUCCAUUAAUUGGUAAAGAUCAGUCUCAGCUAGUUGGUACUAUAUUAUUCAAUUAUGCAUUUAUUGUCUUUAUACCAAGCUUAGUUAAUGAACUGGAAAUCCAAGAUAAUGAUAAUGAAAAAUUGAAAAAAAAUAUUUUUAUUGAAAUCACAACUUAUCUGUUCCCAAUUGUUGGUCUAUUAACUGCUAUUCCUGUUGAUGCCAUCAUCAUAAAAUACAAUUUAAUUGAAUCUGGGAUAUGUAAUAACAGUAAAUAUUCUUCAAGAAUAACAUUUUCUUUGCCUUCUUCUUUUACAACAACUUCUACAACAACUUCAAGUAAUGAUAAUAACGAAUUAGGAUUAUCAUCAAAGUUAAAAGAAACUAAUAUGAAUUUAGAGAGUUCAGAUAUUGGAAGAAAAAAACGUUUAAAAAGAUUUAAACAUAUGUCUUCUGAUGCCAUUCUAUUGGAUAAAAUACCUGAUUUUGUCACAAAUAAUGAAGAUAAUAAUGACGAGGAAAUAUUGAAUGAAAAAAGCUCAUCACCGCCAGAAUUACAGCAAUCGCCGCCACAAUCGCCACAAUCACCACAGUUACCCUCAAUAAUUGGAAAAAAUUCUUCGGGCGAUAAUUAUGAAGAGUUAUCUUCCUCGACAGUGUUUCAUUCUUUAUCAACAACAAAUAGCAGUAGUCACGAAGAAGAUGAAGAAAUUAUAAAUUUUUUUAGUUCAUUAACAAAACCAUUUAUUGCUUUUCCUUUCCUAUUUUCUUCUUCUUCAUAUUUUACAACAAACAAAAAAAUUAAUUAUAAUAUGAAAAGAAAAAAAUAUACUUUUUAUAUUGUUCUCUUCUCAUUGAUUUCAAGUGUGAUUUUAGUUGGUAGUAUAAUAAUUUAUAAUAUUAUCCUUUUAUCCAAAAGUUAA